GGGCACGGCUGCCGCCGCCCGCGGGCGCGAGUGUGCGCGGGUGUGAAGGCCGGCGUGCGGGCCGUGAGGGGUGUGCGCGCGUGAGCCGGAGCGGGGCUCGCCCCUCGCCGGCGCCCGCCGCCCAGCCAGUGAUUGCUCUCCGGCUGUCCCCGGGCACCCUCGGCCCCCCACGGCCGUUGGUCCGGGCGGGGGAGGGAGAAAGUGAGACUCGGUGUCAUCACCAUCCAUUGUCAGAAGGAGAGGAAAUUGGAAUCCAGCAGCGGCGAGCAGCAGCUGGGCGGUCACAUCUGGGAAUGCAAAGCCGACCUCCCCCUCCUCCUCCUCCUCCUCCUCCUCCUCCACCUCCUCCUCUUCUCUCACCCAGGAUCACUUCCGAAACCACUUCGCCCUCAGCCCCUGCCUCGGCCAGAGGGAUUUAUUUAAUGGGGAUGUGUUCAAGGCAAGAGCGAAUUCAGAAGGAUAUCGACGUCGUGAUCCAGAAGUCCAGAGCUGAGAAGGACUGCCUGUUUGCAGAUUUCAGAUACUCAGACUCCACCUUUACUUUUACCUACGUUGGCGGCCCCAGAAGUGUAUCCUACUCAGUACAUGUAUCUGAAGAUUACCCAGAUAAUACAUAUGUGUCAAGUUCAGAGAAUGAUGAAGAUGUGCUAGUUACUACAGAGCCGAUACCAGUAAUUUUUCAUAGAAUAGCAACAGAAUUAAGAAAAACAAAUGACAUUAACUGUUGCUUAUCCAUAAAAUCCAAAUUACAAAAGGAAAAUGGGGAGGAGUCAAGACAGAAUAGUACAGUGGAGGAAGAUUCUGAAGGUGACAAUGAUUCCGAAGAAUUUUAUUAUGGAGGGCAGGUGAACUAUGAUGGGGAACUGCACAAGCACCCACAACUGGAAGCUGAUUUGUCUGCAGUUAGAGAGAUAUAUGGGCCACAUGCAGUUUCUCUCAGGGAAUAUGGAGCCAUUGAUGAUGUAGAUAUUGAUCUGCAUAUCGAUGUUAGCUUUCUUGAUGAGGAGAUUGCUGUGGCUUGGGAAGUAAUUCGAACAGAACCUAUAAUUGUUCGACUACACUGUUCACUUACACAGUAUUUAAAUGGCCCAGUGCCCACUGUUGAUGUCUUUCAGAUUUCCACAAAAGAGCGAUUUGGAUUGGGACAUCAGCUGAAAAAAAUCAUGCAGACAUUUGUUACACAGCAGUGGAAACAGAGCAAAGAAAAAUCCAAUUGCCUGCACAAUAAAAAGUUAUCAGAGAAGAAAGUGAAGUCUCCCCUGCAUUUAUUUUCUACUUUGCGCAGGUCGCCAAGUUAUCCUCCCCCUGGUUGUGGCAAAAGCAAAUCCAAACUGAAAUCUGAGCAGGACGGAAUCUCCAAAACUCAUAAGCUGCUGCGGAGGACUUGUUCCAGCACAGUCAAGACUGAUGAUGUGUGUGUCACAAAGUCACACAGGACCUUUGGCCGCUCCUUGUCCAGCGAUCCCAGGGCUGAGCAGGCUAUGACAGCAAUUAAAUCACAUAAACUUUUGAACCGUCCUUGCCCUGCAGCUGUUAAGUCAGAGGAAUGCCUCACUCUAAAGUCGCAUAAACUAUUGACUCGAUCUUGUUCUGGAGAUCCGCGAUGUGAGCACAACACAAACUUGAAGCCCCACAAACUGUUAAGCAGGUCUUACUCUAGUAAUCUCAGAAUGGAAGAAUUGUAUGGACUGAAAAAUCACAAAUUGCUCAGCAAGUCCUACUCCAGUGCCCCCAAGUCAUCCAAAACUGAGCUUUUCAAGGAACCUAACGCAGAGGGCAGGAGGCUCUCUCUUACCUCAGGGCUUAUUGGUAUCCUAACACCAUCUUCAUCUUCAUCUUCUCAACUUGCUCCAAAUGGUGCAAAAUGCAUUCCAAUACGAGACCGUGGCUUCCUGGUGCAGACAAUUGAGUUUGCUGAACAGCGGAUCCCUGUAUUAAAUGAAUACUGUGUGGUUUGUGAUGAGCCACAUGUGUUUCAAAAUGGCCCUAUGCUUAGGCCUACUGUGUGUGAACGAGAGCUGUGUGUGUUUGCUUUUCAAACCCUGGGAGUAAUGAAUGAAGCUGCUGAUGAAAUAGCAACUGGAGCUCAGGUGGUAGAUCUACUAGUAUCCAUGUGUAGGUCUGCGUUGGAAUCUCCUAGAAAAGUUGUGAUUUUCGAGCCAUAUCCUUCUGUGGUAGAUCCUAAUGAUCCUCAGAUGUUGGCCUUCAACCCCAGGAAAAAGAAUUAUGAUCGAGUAAUGAAAGCACUGGAUAGCAUAACUUCUAUCAGAGAAAUGACACAAGCACCAUAUCUGGAAAUCAAGAAGCAGAUGGAUAAACAGGACCCCCUUGCUCAUCCCUUACUGCAAUGGGUUAUAUCAAGUAAUAGAUCACAUAUUGUGAAACUUCCAGUUAACAGGCAAUUGAAGUUUAUGCAUACUCCACAUCAGUUCCUUCUUCUCAGCAGUCCACCAGCCAAAGAAUCCAAUUUUAGAGCUGCUAAAAAACUCUUUGGAAGCACCUUUGCAUUUCAUGGCUCACACAUUGAAAACUGGCACUCCAUCCUGAGGAAUGGUCUGGUUGUUGCUUCUAAUACACGAUUGCAGCUCCAUGGUGCAAUGUAUGGAAGUGGAAUCUAUCUUAGUCCAAUGUCAAGCAUAUCAUUUGGUUACUCAGGGAUGAACAAGAAACAGAAGGUGUCAGCCAAGGACGAGCCAGCUUCAAGCAGUAAAAGCAGCAAUGCAUCACAGUCACAGAAAAAAGGACAGCAAUCCCAAUUCCUGCAAAGCCGUAACUUAAAAUGCAUAGCCUUAUGUGAAGUGAUCACCUCACCUGACCUGCACAAACAUGGAGAGAUAUGGGUUGUCCCCAAUACUGACCAUGUCUGCACACGAUUCUUUUUCGUCUAUGAAGACGGCCAAGUGGGAGAUGCAAAUAUUAAUACACAAGAAGGAGGCAUUCACAAAGAGAUCCUCCGAGUAAUUGGUAAUCAAACUGCUACUGGUUAAAGGACCACCAUUUAAUUAACAUGAUUCAAAAGCCUUCCUCGGGUUCAAAGCUGGAUUUUGAACUGAAGAAGAUUAUAAAAUUAUUUAUUGUUAUUAUAAACAAAAUUAACCCUUUGAAUACUGAUUUUUUUCUUAGUAUUUCUAAGUAUCUCAUUAAAUACCUAAAAUGGUAUAAGAUUUAUCAAUUGUAGGGUUAUGGAAUCUAGUAAUAAAAUUUUAACAGCACUUAAACUGAAGUUUGGGUUGCUCACACAAUAAACAGAUUGAAAAAACUGUUUUGUGCUGAUAUUUUUAUACUAAACUCUUUAACUGGAUAUUUGGUAUUAUAUACCGACAUUUUAGGUUACCAAAAUAGAAUUGAGAACAUUUUACAAUGGCAUCUAAAUCUAUCAGAUACUUUGCAAUAAGUAUACUGUUUGCACAUUCUGAUGUGUUAUAUCAUUAGUAGUAUGGGCAUUCUAAUGUUUUGGAAGGGAUGUUCCCUAUUCUAUUUUUCCUCAUAAAAAAACAAGUAUGUCUUAGAAGCAGUGCUUUGCCAAAAAGUAUGUAAUAUACACAUCUAUAGAUUCAUGCAUCAAAAUGUGUGGUUGUGAAUAUAUUUGUGUAUAUUCACACGUAUGUUUUGACAAGAAAGAUGGCUUAGCUUCACAAUUCUAUCCUCAUUUAAUGGAAAGAAGAUAAUAUUUAGUAAGCAAGAAAUUUGGACAUAAAUCAAGAUAGGAGCCAGAUUUACUACCAUUCAUUCACUGAAAAUAUUUGCAGACAAUUUUUCUGUUUGUCUGAAGAAAUUCAGCUCUUUUAAAAUGUUAUCUAAAAGUCAUAAUUUGGGGAACAUACAUGGCCUGGUAGACUGAAUCUAUAGUCAAAUGAUUAUGUAUUUAAAAGAAAGACCUCAGAAUUUAAAGAAACCGUAUAUUUUUUUAUUUACUACAAGAAAACAUUAUACAAUUUUAUUUAUGCCACACCAGCAUUUUUAUAUUUGUUCAUCUAAUACCUCUGCUUAUUUUUUUCAUAUUGAGAAAGAACACAAACUUUGACGCUUCUUUUAUAUUAAAAGACCACAAAUAAGUUUAUAGAGAACAGUAACACCAGCUCUCAGCAUUUCCUUUUCAAGAGUCAUAAUUUCAUCAAAAUCAUUUCUUAUUCUUUGAGUCCUAGAGUUCUUAUUCAUCAAGUUUUAAUUGACAGUGUUUAUUUUCCCACAUGUUGUCUUUGGAAUAAGGCCAUUCAUGAAAGCAGUUUAAUUAGUGAGUCUGCCACUCUAUUCAAACCCUGAAUCAAGGCUCUAUCUGAUUUUAAUUUAUGUAAAAAAAAAUAAAAAUGUAUAGUCAUUUGUAAG
Pongo pygmaeus (Bornean orangutan) is the source of this 4326-nucleotide messenger RNA. It is a transcript of the gene PARP8, whose product is annotated as poly(ADP-ribose) polymerase family member 8. Gene Ontology annotation, molecular function: NAD+ poly-ADP-ribosyltransferase activity. The transcript is spliced from 27 exons. NCBI's taxonomy places the organism in Eukaryota, Metazoa, Chordata, Mammalia, Primates, Hominidae. Bases 294 to 2987 code for a protein of 897 amino acids. The record is from RefSeq and is a predicted model, not a curated record.